AUGGCUGCGGCGGAUGUUAAUUCGCAGUUCGAGGAUCUCUGUGUCCUCGAGGCGGGGAAGCUCGCGAGUCGGUCGGGGCUGGCUUCCAACAGUGAGGUCGAGCAGCGGAUCGGCGAGUGGAGUUUCUGCGCAGACCAGGGACGCCGGGGAGCAAAGAGUGGACGAAUGCACAGUAGUGUUAUAAACCCAUUCUGCACAAGCAAGAAAUUCAAGCCAGUUAGAUGUGUUCUGUCGGGUGUAAAGUCGCAAAUACUGCACCAGCGUGCGGUUAGUGCGUUCGGUCUGGCCCUCGGCCUCCGGAUGGUUGGUGGUGGUCAUGUUGUGGUCGAUGCCGAGCCGUUCCAUGAGGCUGCGCCAGAAGGCGCUAACGAACUUCGGAUCCCUGUCGGUAAUGAUGCUUUUUGGGAAGCUGUGGAGAUUUCACACAUGAUUAAUGAAGAGGGCCACUCCUUCCGCUGUGACCAUGCUCGAGCAGGGAAUAAAUGCGGGCAAGAGAGGGCGUAUUCCUCGAUUGAGGGGCGCAUCGUAGGCCACCAGAAGGACCUGGCAGCACGCUCCACCGUUGUAUUGACCCCACCAUGA
Molecule: messenger RNA, 582 nt
Organism: Eimeria mitis
Lineage: Eukaryota; Apicomplexa; Conoidasida; Eucoccidiorida; Eimeriidae
Exons: 3
Coding region: 1-582 (193 amino acids)
Source: RefSeq, a predicted model, not a curated record